AUGCAUGCGAGCGCCGACGGCCACACUGGCCCCGACGUCGAGCUAGGGCGCGUGGAAGGGCCGCGGGCGUUGUCGUUGGACCAGAUCAAUUGCCACCGCCACACCAGCAUGGACUCGGAUGACGACUGCCGGCCUCGAGAUAGCACGUGGCUGUACCGAUCCACUCAAGACGCGGAGAGUCUCGCCAACCUGGACGGGCUCGAUUGGGCAGAGCUCCGGGGGACGGACGUCGAUACGUCAACGAUGCCGCGCACCUUCAGCCGCACCUCCUGCGCUGCUAUCGUUCACGACUGCCCCUUGCCCAAGCUCAAGAAACACCCUUCCAAGAGCAAUGUCGUCGACGCGAUGUUGCCAAAGGCACACCCGAAACAAAUCUUCGUCCAGCAGUGGACGACAUGCGUCACCCCCGUGCCAGGUAAGGAGAUGAUCCAAAGCCACGCCGCCGCGCCGCUGAUCCCGGUCGGUUGGGUUGUCGGAAGCGUCGCGGCCGUCUCGUCCACCCUCGUUGGGGCGGCCUUAUUCCAUGCAGACGACCUGCGCUCCAGUCUGUCUCUCGAUGCGUUCCCCCGUGCGACGCUUAUCCUUGUGGUUCACGUUGCCCUUGGCGCGCUCUCAUUCGUCGGGGGGGUUGUGGGCGACCGAGCCGUCCAUCGAAUGCAUGUCGUGCGUCCAAGUGUGUGGCUGUGGUGCGUCGGCACGUUGUUCUUGACCGUCGCCGGCCAUCCCUUUGUAGCGUCGAGACGUCUUUACACAGCUGGCCUUGUGCUGGUCUUCAUCUCGUCGGGAGGACUGCUGCCGAACCUUGUCGCCACGUCGUCGCUGGGCCCCACAUUCCUCCACUGCGCCCUAGCUCAACUCUCCGCCACUUCCAUCAUCCACGGACUCUUUAAUGCGCUCGUCGCUGCUUCCACGGCCGCGUAUGUCGUUUUGGCCGUCCUGGCGGCACUGUCCACAGCCACACUUGUCGGCAUGCACAUGACCAUCUACCGUCGGUGGCUGGACCCUGCCCCAACCAACCUUGCCAGUCUCGGCGUGUAUAUCUCAGGGAUACCGCUGCUCUGGAGGGGGUACUUGGCAGGAGUAGCUGGGAUGGUCCUUGGUGGCGCCCUGUGCGCCAUGAGUCUCAUCUGUUCACACGACGACGUCCACCUAUAUGGAAAGCAGUUUGCUGUCGCCACAGGGGGCGUCGUCCUGGUCGUUCUCGGGUGGCUGUGGACGAUUUUCUGGGGCGUGGCGAUGGUGCAUCCAUCCGGGGCACUCCGAGCAUGGGCCGUGGCGCCGCCACCUCCCGCAGACCUCGUCUCGCCGGCAUCUCCCGACAAGGACUCGCUCCCUUCCGAACCAGAAGUCGCCCCCGUGAGUCCCAUGGAGUGCAUGGCGCCGACACUGGCCUUGGUGGUCUUUUCGUCGUUCGUGCGCGGUCAACUGUAUGCCAUGUAUGUCCUCCAAGCGUGCCAAUGCUCCCUCCAACUCGUGGGCGACGUCACGUACAAUCCCGAGUACACCGCCGUGGUGACGCACGUUAUCGCGCUGGCCGUGGCUCCCGGCAUCCCUCGGCUGUUUCCAAGACUGCCAAGUCGACUUGGCCUUGCCAUGCUCCUCUAUCUCAUGGCGUCGUUCAUGUCUGGAAUCGUGGAGCUCUACCGACGAAGCAGCAGUCGCUUCAGCGAUGCCGACUUGGUCGACCGUACCGGCCCUCCCACGUGCCACAAGAACCCAAGCGCGUACAGCAUUAUAUGGACAGGUCCGCAGCUGGCUCUCAUGGGGAUAUCCGAAGCAAUCGUUCAAACCACGAUGGGGUAUGUCGUGCACAGCGCAUGGCCGCCGACGUUCCAAGGGUUGGGCCAUGGGCUGUUGGCCUUGUGUAACGCCGUGGGGUACGCCACCGCACUCGGGAUGUCAAUCAUCGUGAUUCACUGGUACACGGCCCCUGCUCCAGCAGACCUCGUCCUGGUUUUCCUUCUUGUCACAUCCAUGGGAUGUGCUGUCAUUGCGUGCAUGAAGCGCUUGCUAGUGUUAGACGAGCACCACCGAAUAUGGCCCAACAUGAUGUCGUCCACCUAA
This is a messenger RNA of Aphanomyces invadans, 2064 nucleotides long. RefSeq lists its product as hypothetical. The record is from RefSeq and is a predicted model, not a curated record. The transcript has 2 exons. Lineage: Eukaryota; Oomycota; Saprolegniomycetes; Saprolegniales; Verrucalvaceae. Bases 1 to 2064 code for a protein of 687 amino acids.